AUGAAGACAACAGUACUAAGUGUAUUGUUUGGACUUUUAACCAUUACAUCGGCACGUAAGAAUGUUUUAUUCUUUGCUGUAGACGAUCUGAGACCAGAGCUGACUUGUUUUGAAGGACCGGACUUCCCUUCGCCGGUCCAUCCUCCUAUGCAUACACCUAACAUUGAUGCUCUUGCCGCGAGGAGUUUGGUCCUGAAGAGGGCCUUUGUUCAACAAGCUGUGUGCUCUCCGAGUCGUACUUCACUUCUAACAGGUCGUAGGCCGGAUACGACUCAUAUAUAUGACCUGGUACAUUACUUCCGCAAAUUGGGUGGAAAUUUUACAACGAUUCCUGAAUUUUUCAAGAUGAAUGGAUACAUUUCUGCUGGGAUGGGAAAAAUCUUCCAUCCUGGCCCUGCAAGUGGCGGCGACGAUCCUAUUUCCUGGUCACUGCCAUAUUUUCAUGCAACAAAAUAUGGCUGGGAAAACAAAGAAAAGAGCUGGGACGCUAUUCCUGACGAAAAGUUAACGGACAAACCUUUAGUGGAUUAUCAAAUAGCUCAACAGGCGGAUAAAACUUUAAAAAUGUUUGCAGAAGGAGGUGAACACGAGGGAACACCGUUCUUUAUUGCUGUCGGCUUUCAUCGUCCGCAUCUGCCAUUUGUUUUUCCAGAAUCUUUUCUGAAAUAUUAUCCGGACGAUAAUAUUCGUCUACCACCAAAUCCAUAUGCACCAGUUAAUAUGCCGGAAGUUGCUUGGAGUAGUUACGGGGAGUUGCGAAACUAUGGUGAUCAGUCGAAAUUAAAUGCCUCUGGUAUGAUAAAUACUACAUUGCCUAUAAAUGAUGUCCGCGCAUUACGCCGAGGUUACUAUAGUGCAGUGAGUUGGACAGAUUCUCUCGUAGGUUACGUAAUGCAACAACUGGAAAAGUAUGGGUUUGGAAACAACACAAUAGUUUCAUUUUGGGGUGAUCACGGUUGGCAGCUUGGUGAACAUGGGGAAUGGUGCAAACAUACAAAUUUUGAACUCGCAACCCAUGCACCUAUGAUGGUCCGUGUACCCGGAAAGACCGAUAGUGGUAUGGUUACGGAAAAACUUACGGAAUUUGUCGAUCUAUUUCCGACAUUAGUCGAUGCAGCUGAACUUGAACCGAUACCGCUUUGUCCGGAAAAUUCGAGUGAAAUCGCUCUUUGCCGAGAAGGAGAGAGUCUUAUGUCAUUGAUAGAGAAUCCAUCGGCCCCGUGGAAAGACGCCGCUUUUUCUCAGUAUCCUCGUGAUCAAAACGGAGUAAAAAUCAUGGGUUACACGAUUCGGACGGGCCGGUUUAGAUAUACAGAGUGGCCGAAAUUCAAUUACGCACCGGAUUACCAACCGGAAUGGGGAGAAUUGUACGGGUUAGAAUUGUAUGACCAUCAGUUUGACCCUCAGGAAAAUAUAAAUCGUGCUCUCGAGCCAACCUUUGCACAGAUCAGGCAAAUACUUAGCAAGAAACUGCAUGCUGGUUGGCGGGCUGCUUUACCUGGACAAUGA
This is a messenger RNA of Mercenaria mercenaria, 1509 nucleotides long. RefSeq names its product iduronate 2-sulfatase-like. The record is from RefSeq and is a predicted model, not a curated record. The transcript has a single exon. Gene Ontology annotation, molecular function: iduronate-2-sulfatase activity. Bases 1 to 1509 code for a protein of 502 amino acids. Lineage: Eukaryota; Metazoa; Mollusca; Bivalvia; Venerida; Veneridae.